CGCCGUUAAUUGAGUCCGUGUUUGUAUGUUCUGCGCUGCCGAAGGUUCCGGGCUGUUAUGGCUGCGCUCACAUACGGAACUCUGGACUGUUUCCCGGAAAACGUUUUAAUUGAUAUUUUAUCUUAUUUAAAUGUGCGAGAACUCGUGCGCAAUUCCAGGGUGUGCAGGCGAUGGAAGCAGCUGGUGAAGGACCAGAGAUUGUGGCGAGCUGUUGAUCUGUCUACAUGGAAAGGGGUAACAUCUCGGGUGCUGUGGAUUUUGCUACGUCAGUAUCUAGGUCGCGGACUAAGAUAUUUGCGCCUGCGCGGUCUGCUGUUGUCUGCGCGCGGUGGAGCUUUCCUCACUGAAUCCUGGCUGCAGACUCUGACCUCCAAGUGUCCUCGUCUGCGCAGACUCUGCCUGCUGCACACAGACUUGCGCAGUUUACGCAGCUGCUCUCUGCUGCCCCCUUCUUUACAGGUGCUGGAACUGCAUUAUUGUGAAGUCUCACCUGAAUUCUUUUCUCCGAAUCCCGCUGUAUUAAAACAAAGCAAAAAUGAUGCAAAAAACAAGGCGGCUUCAUCCGCCAGCCAGAGCAUCGCCAUACAGACGCUCGUUGUCAACAACGUACCGUCAUUUUCCGAUCAGCACCUGCGGAGUCUCGGAUCGUGGCCGCACCUGAGCCACCUGGAGCUGCGGGAUUUGAUCCGUGUGACGGUAGCCGGUCUAAAGAGAUGCGUUCCACCUGGGACGCAGGCGCUCGCCCACCUUAAACAGCUGGAGCUUGAGACGCGGAGCCGGACGCAGAUGGUGGCGUUGGGUCUGGGCGAGGGCUGGCCGGGUCUCGAGGGCCUCAGUUUGGGUGGUAAGGAGGUCAGUCCUGGUCUGCUGUCUCUCAGCCGGCUGCCAGACCUGCACUGGCUGCGUCUGCGCAUGUGCAGACUGACGCACACUUUGGUGCUUAGAAGCUGCAGGUCUCUGACAAAGCUGCGCAUGUUGGAGUUCAAUGAGGUGGAGUUUGUAGAGGAGAUGAGACAGGAAGAGACAGAUUCAGAGGCGGACAGACUUAGAAGUGAAGAUGAUCCCGUGCCGAACCUCAGGCGUGCUUUACGUUCUCUACUCCCUCGAUGCAGCGUCUGUUUCACCAAAUGCACACUCACUGUAAAUAAAGACUGAAACACACACUCAUUUUUACUUCAAAAUAAAACAAUUUAAAUCUCUAAA
Messenger RNA from Misgurnus anguillicaudatus (oriental weatherfish), 1203 nucleotides. Its product is annotated as F-box/LRR-repeat protein 12. NCBI's taxonomy places the organism in Eukaryota, Metazoa, Chordata, Actinopteri, Cypriniformes, Cobitidae. Gene Ontology annotation, molecular function: protein binding. The record is from RefSeq and is a predicted model, not a curated record.